Molecule: messenger RNA, 7584 nt
Organism: Oncorhynchus tshawytscha (Chinook salmon)
Lineage: Eukaryota; Metazoa; Chordata; Actinopteri; Salmoniformes; Salmonidae
Product: protein bicaudal C homolog 1-B
Exons: 21
Coding region: 618-3593 (991 amino acids)
Cellular component (GO): cytoplasm
Molecular function (GO): RNA binding; protein binding
Source: RefSeq, a predicted model, not a curated record
UUAGAAUUAAAUGUGGAGUGGAGCUUUAUAGUUAGGGUAGGAUACUUGUUGACAUCAUGUGAACUGCGUACCGUCAAAAUUAUUCGGCAAUCCUAAUUUAUUCGAAAACACCGUUUACAUUAUAAUUUGUCGCAAUGGAAAAAGUUAGUCAAAAGAAGAGGAACACCUCUCGAACGAAUACAAAUGUUGUCGAUCUAUAGAACAUUCCUCCUAUACUUAUCUUCAUUACACAUUUGCGAGUGUUUGGUUUUUUUUGCGACGUUUUUGUCGGAUAAACCUGGGUCAAUGGAAAAUAAACCUGUUGAUUGGGACAAAUGAGAGAAAUUAAUAGUACAUGCUAAAGAAACUACAUUUGGGAGGAGUCCCACAUAUUGGAGUUGUGUCUGACACCUGAAACUUUACUUGUGUUCUAGACUCAGCAAACCGCCACUCAAUGGGGAAAACAGAGGGGCUCGAGGAAACGGUCGAGGAAGAAGUCAAUGCGCAACAAUGUGUCUGGACAAAAUCUCAAAGUGAUAGAUAAAUAAGGGAAAGUAGGUUUUACAAUCCACAACGUGGUAGUUUCCAUUUUUUUUUUAGAAACGCAGUGGCCAUUGGAAACGUUGCUGUGCAGCGCAAUGGCUACCCAGUGCGACUCUCUGAGCGGAUACUUGCAACAGUCGGAUCAGGGCUCAAAUAGCGAGCGUAGUACUGACUCCCCGGUCCCCGGGUCCGAGGAUGACUUGAGCGGACCCCAUGCCUUACCAGACCCGGAGUGGACGGAGGAGAGAUUUCGAGUGGACCGCAAGAAACUGGAAAUCAUGUUAUUAGCGGCCGCUGGGGGACGAGUCAAUGGUGGAGAGGAUUUCUUUCAGAAGGUCAUGGAUGAAACCAAAACACAGAUAGCGUGGCCUUCCAAAUUGAAGAUCGGAGCCAAGUCCAAAAAAGAUCCGCACAUUAAGGUUUGUGGAAAGAGAGACAAUGUGAGGGAAGCCAAAGACCGAAUCAUGUCAGUCCUCGACACAAAGCAGACUAACAGGGUAACCCUUAAGAUGGACGUGUCCCAUACAGAGCACUCCCACGUCAUCGGCAAGGGAGGCAACAACAUCAAGAAGGUGAUGGAGGACACGGGUUGCCACAUCCACUUCCCCGACUCCAACCGCAACAAUCAGGCGGAGAAGAGCAACCAGGUGUCCAUUGCAGGUCAGCCAGGAGGGGUAGAGGCAGCUCGAGCCAAAAUCAGGGAGCUGCUCCCUCUAGUUCUGUCAUUUGAGUUGCCGGCCAUCGUGCAGCCUGACCCAGGCUCCCCCACAGUGCAGCACAUCUCCCAGACCUACAACCUCAACGUAUCCUUCAAGCCCCCCACACGUCUCUACGGGACCACCGGAGUGGUCCGCGGCUCCCAGAACAACUCUAGUGCCGUCAAGAGGGGCACUGCCAUGCUGCUGGAGCACCUGGCGGGAAGCCUUGCCAGUGCCAUCUCAGUCAGUACCCACCUGGACAUCGCCCCUCAGCACCACCUCUUCAUGAUGGGCCGUAAUGGCAGCAACAUUAAACACAUCACCCAGAGAACAGGAGCCCAGAUCCACUUCCCCGACCCUAACAGCCCCCAGAAGAAAUCUACUGUCUACAUCCAGGGCACCAUCGAGUCUGUCUGCCUGGCGCGCCAGUACCUCAUGGGCUGCCUGCCCCUGGUGCUGAUGUUUGACAUAAAAGAGGACAUCGAGGUGGAGCCCCAGUGUAUCACAGCUCUGAUGGAACAGCUGGAUGUCUUCAUCAGCAUCAAGCCCAAACCAAAGCAGCCAAGCAAGUCUGUGAUAGUAAAGAGUGUGGAGCGGAAUGCAGUGAACAUGUACGAGGCCCGGAAGUUUCUGUUGGGUCUGGAGAGCAACGGGGUGUCAUCAGCCAUGUCCCCCUCCACCAACGGCCCCACCCUCAUCUGUCCUGUCGGCCUGGACAUCCUGGCCUCUGCUGGCCUGGGGCUGAGCAGCCUGAGCUUCCUAGGUGCAUCAGUGCCCCAUUCUCUCAGUAGCUCCCCGGCUCCAAACUCUGUUCUCAACAGUCUGAACUCUUCCAUGAGCCCUAUGCAGAACCCCAGCCCCAGCACCCCAUCUCCCUCCUCCUCACUGUGGCCCAGCUCUCUCACCAGCACCCAAGGCUUCUCGUCUCAGUUGAUGAUGCACCCUGUAGCCCAGGCCACUCUGAGCAGUAUCCUGCUCUCUGGGGUCCAGGGGUACACCCAGAACACCCCCUCCCCUCCCCCCGGGCUUUCCCCAAUCGACAAGCAGACCAACGGGGUCCCUGACUGCUCCAAAGGCCCCUGUACCAUCAAUGGACAUGUCAAGCAUCCUGGCUCAGUCUAUGGCAGGAUGUCCAGUGCGUCACUGGCAGACACAGUUCUGAACCCCAACCAGUGUGACUCGGUCCAGGAGGCCAGCGGACACAACCCAUCAGAACCCCGCUCCAGCAAGUCCAACCAAGACCAAGGCUCUGACACCUUUGUGGAAGUGGGCAUGCCCAGAAGCCCAUCUCACUCAGCAAAUGGAAACGAGCUGAAGCAGAUGCUGGCUUCCUGUAAGACGUCAGGGAAACGGCAGGCGGUGGAGCUCCUCCAGGGGACCAAGAACUCCCAUCUCCAGUAUGUCUGUCCAGAGCUACACUCAGACUGCUUACUGUCAGACCCAGAGUCGAGUGCUUCAGACAGCCCAGUGACAGAUAAGAGGGCACCGGGCAGUGAGCGGGCAGCAGAGAGGGCAGCACAGCAGAACGAGAGGGACAGGAUCCGCUUGGCACCACAUUCUUCCUUUGCCAACAUGCAGGGCCAACUAGAGGCGCUUGAAUAUGAACAGAAAAAGCUGUUAGCAACCAAGGCCAUGUUGAAGAAGCCUGUUGUGACUGAGGUGCGGACCCCCACUAACACGUGGAGUGGCCUGGGUUUCUCCAAGUCUAUGCCAGCAGAGACCAUCAAGGAGCUGCGCAGGGCCAACCACGUGCCCUACAAACCCACCAUGAGUACCACCUACGAGGUAAACUCCGACUAUGAGGGCUCCCCUCUGUCUCUUUCCCGCUCCGGCAGCAGAGAGGGGGUGGGCAACGGCAGUGACUCUGACAACUGGAGAGACAGGAAUGGGGGUGGGAACUGUCUUCCCAGCCAUGCCGAAUUCCCCGUGUCUGUCUGCAGUCCUAAGAGGAAGCAGAACAAAUCCGCUGCAGAGCACUAUCUGAGCAGCAGUAACUACAUGGACUGUAUCUCCUCGAUCACCGGGAGCAACGGGUGCAGUCUCCAGUCCUCUCUGAAAGGGUCGGACCUCCCGGAGCUGUUCAGCAAGCUGGGCCUGGGGAAAUACACAGACGUGUUCCAACAGCAGGAGAUCGAUCUCCAGACCUUCCUCACUCUUACAGACCAGGACCUGAAAGAGCUGGGCAUCACCACAUUUGGAGCACGCAGGAAAAUGCUGCUUGCCAUCUCUGGUGUGAAUGACUACGAACUGAACAAGAACCGAAGAAAGCUCUUUGAGGCUCCUAUCAGAUCCUCCUUCCUGGAAGGGGGAGCCAGCGGUCGUCUGUCUCGUCAGUUCCACGCUGACAUGGCUAGUGUCAGUGGUCGGUGGUAGAGCUCCACUCCGCCAGGACUUAACACGACAGAGAACCAGCCUUCAGUGCCUCUCUUUGGGCUUCUGUAGGCCAGUCUCCAGCCUAGCUGGUUCUCAGUUGUCCACCCUCCAGCUUAUGCUGAACAAUAACUAUUCAACUCUUUUUUUUCUUUUUUUUUCUUUUCUUUUUUUAAAGGCCAUAACAAGAAGCCAUAGUUUAACCAGAAGUGCCAAAAAAAGAGAAGAGCCAUCUGUGGUAUAGAAAGUCCAGUGUUCACUCCACAUAGUGGUUAGAUGUUUCUGUGGAGUAUCUAUGCAUGAAGGGUAUUUUACUAAUUAUGAAGGACAGGUACUGCCCAGUAGUUGUCAAUUUUUGUUAAAGGGAACAGGCCAAAUGAUUAGUACAAAAUAAUUACAUUGAUACUGCAUUCGUAGUACGCUGUUUUAUCAAUGACAUGCACUUUAACAAUUUUGCCUGUGAAAGCCUGAUUCCUCAUAUUGGAAUACCUAUGCAUUUUGUAUUAACUCAAAGCACAGAUGUAUUUGUACCAAGCCAAAUGUAAGCACUUAGUGAGAUGGGGAAAUGAAGUCAAUAAAGUGACAUCAACAACUAAACGCAGAACCUAGUGGAUUGACCUUGGACCCCUCAGUGUUUUGAUUGAUUGACAUUCCACGAAGGUCAGUGUUGUAUCCACCAGCAGCUGCUGUAGUUGGGCUGCAGUCUGUAUGUCAUAUGUAUUUAGAAAAGUAUUAUUUUGUAUUCACAUUAUUAUUUUUUAUCUUUCUGAGGUAAUAAUCAGUUUCAUGUAUUUUUUUAAUGUUUUCAUUACUUUAUACAUUCACAAAUGAGUUCCUGUGGUUUCUAAUUAGUUCAUUAUUAGUCUCUUUUGAUAAAUACCUUUACCCCAUAAUCUUUGGUGCUGUCAGGCUGUGUCAUGAGACUGCAGCAGAAAAAGAGAGCAGUCUGUCAAAACAGCAGGCCCCUCUCUUUGAUUCUGUUUGUUGGCCUCCUGUGGUUUUCUUAGUCAUUGUCAUUAUGUCUCCUGUAGUCAUGUCAAUGGUCUUUGUCAGUUAGUCUUUCUGUGGUCUAUAUUCUGUGUUGAAACCUACUAUGUGUUCCUCUAUCUAUUCAGGCGACAUGCCAUUAUUCCCAGACUGUGUGCUUUUAUCUUUCCUUACACUUUAUCCGCUUUUAGAGCUGCGGACAGAGAAGCAACCAACUACAGUGUCGAAUGCCUCCACACUACUACAGUGUUGAAUGCCUCCACACUACUACAGUGUUGAAUGCCUCCACACUACUAUAGUGUCGAAUGCCUCCACACUACUAUAGUGUUGAAUGCCACCACACUACUACAGUGUCGAAUGCCUCCACACUACUAUAGUGUCGAAUGCCUCCACACUACUACAGUGUCGAAUGCCUCCACACUACUACGGUGUCGAAUGCCUCCACACUACUACAGUGUUGAAUGCCUCCACACUACUACAGUGUUGAAUGCCUCCACACUACUACAGUGUUGAAUGCCUCCACACUACUAUAGUGUCGAAUGCCUCCACACUACUACGGUGUCGAAUGCCUCCACACUUCUACAGUGAUGAAUGCCUCCACACUACUACAGUGUCGAAUGCCUCCACACUACUACGGUGUCGAAUGCCUCCACACUACUAUAGUGUCGAAUGUCUCCACACUACUACAGUGUCGAAUGCCUCCACACUACUACGGUGUCAAAUGCCUCCACACUACUAUAGUGUCGAAUGCCUCCACACUACUACAGUGUUGAAUGCCUCCACACUACUACAGUGUCGAAUGCCUCCACACUACUACGGUGUCGAAUGCCUCCACACUACUAUGGUGUCGAAUGCCUCCACACUACUACGGUGUCGAAUGCCUCCACACUACUACAGUGUUGAAUGCCUCCACACUACUAUAGUGUCGAAUGCCUCCACACUACUACGGUGUCGAAUGCCUCCACACUACUACAGUGUUGAAUGCCUCCACACUACUAUAGUGUCGAAUGCCUCCACACUACUACAGUGUCGAAUGCCUCCACACUACUAUAGUGUCGAAUGCCUCCACACUACUAUAGUGUCGAAUGCCUCCACACUACUACAGUGUUGAAUGCCUCCACACUACUACAGUGUCGAAUGCCUCCACACUACUACGGUGUCGAAUGCCUCCACACUACUACAGUGUCGAAUGCCUCCACACUACUACAGUGUCGAAUGCCUCCACACUACUACAGUGUCGAAUGCCUCCACACUACUACAGUGUCGAAUGCCUCCACACUACUACAGUGUCGAAUGCCUCCACACUACUACAGUGUCGAAUGCCUCCACACUACUACAGUGUCGAAUGCCUCCUUUACUUCUCUCUCUAAGCUGCUCAGCAGGGAAUUGUUUCUAUUAGAAUAUAGCUAUUUGGACUGACACUACCUCUCACCUAGGAGGGAACUCACACCAUAGGUGUAAACUCAACUCUAUUUCAUAUGACAGCCCCUAGCCUAGACACAUUUCUACAUUUACCAAGAUUGUGUCCUCAACAUGUAUUCUAGCUUAAAUUAAGAAUAGUGGAAAAAUACAAUUUUCAGGAUCAGUUGUGCAAUCAGAUAUCUGGGAUUCUUGUAAAGCUAUAUUUGAUGAAGUAACAGGAUUACGUGUGCAGUGGUGCUGCUUAUCAUCAAAGGACGAAGUCACUCUGAUCUCUGUAUUAUGUUCAUGUAAAACAGUAUUCUCAUACCCUUUUGUUAACGCUGUCUGACUCUGGAAGGUUUUUGCUGUAACUGUUUUAGAUUGAACCCCCAUAUUAAGCCUGGAAGUUGAUAGUCUUUGUGCAUUCUAUCAUAUAAGACUGUUAGUUUGAAGUACUCUUCAUUUGCAGAAUGUUUGUUGGUAGAUGGUACGGUAUUUGACGGACAGUGCAGUGAACUCUAUGUAGAGCCCAAAGUGAAAAACUAAAUCUUGAAGCUAAAUGACAGUAGGUACAGAAUGCUGAAGCAGAUGUAGAGAGAACAUUUCAAAGCAACUUACAUGCCAAAGCUUUGUUUCCACACAACAGCAACAUCACUGACAGCAGACGUCUUAGCAUCAACCAUUCUGUAAUCACGCACAGAGAGAAGUCACUUGUUUCUCAUGUUGCAUGCUUUUUCUCAUGAAGAUCUGUUGUAUCCUGUGUUUACGCCAUACCACUUCUUCUAACUGAUUUGUGCCAAUGUCACUAUCGUAUCAAUAAGAUAUCCUGACUUUGUUGUCAUUUUUGACCAAUAGUGUCAUUUUCUUUGAAAUCUUGAAAAGACAGGAUAUUAAAAGGGAUUUGUUCCACCAAAAAUAUGGGUCUGUGUUCAACCCUUUAUCACGGUACUAUUUUGAAGCUGUUCAGCAUUGAUUAUGUCAGUGCAGUUAUGUUGAGCCAUGGUAGCUACCCUGCAAACCAGACAAUGUUUUUGUUCUUCUUUUGCUUCUGUAAAGUUAAGCCUGCAGUCAUUUGUGUGCUUGGAGGGUAAUAGAGAUGUCUGUCAAGUGAAUGUUGUUAGUGAGAAUUAUUGCUUUUUUAAUGAGUCAUUUGCAAUCAAAGUUUACCACCAGCCUCCUGUCCCUACACUUAUUAUGUCUUAAAUGUUUGUGUUUAGUUCCUGUUAUUCCCAAAGGGAUACAUUUGAAGGGUCUACUUUAUACAGAGUUGGAUGAAAUGGUACAACAUUUAUAAUGAAUGUAAACCACUAAGGAAUUUAUGUAUGUUUUGCAUCUCUUUUGUAUCCUGUGCAGCCAUGCUUGUUAGCAAUUUAUCUCCAGUUUUGUGUGAGAGAAUGGUACUGUUCCAAAAAAGGUUCUACAGAAGAAUUGAGGAACUUUGCCUAAAGCUCUUGUUGAUAUGAUUGUUGAGAAGGACAUUGUUUUAGAUAUGUUGUUAUAUCUGUAAAUAUAGUACAGAUGUGUUUUGGAGGAGUUAUCAAAUAAGCAAAAAAGUUUGUUCAAAACAUUGAAGUGUUAUUACAAAGGUAAUAAAUGUAUACAGUAA